AAUGUGAAUAAUGUCUUUGACCAUACUGAUUACGUAGGCUGACGUAACUUCCUUAGCUGACUCAACUUCCUUUGUUGACACUACUUUCUUUGAACCUUUAGCUGACGUGGCACUAACAAGAUAAACAGAGGCGGAAACGGUUUGGCUGAUCAGAUGACCCUUCACACUGAUUCUUCUCUCCCUUCAUCCCUCAAUAGCAAUAUGGACAACACUGGGAACCUUCCCACCCCGGAACCACUCAGGAUGAAGCCCUGGCAUGAGCAGGUCACUCAGGACCUGAGGGACCACUUAGUCCACAAGCUAGUUCAAGCCAUAUACCCCACACCAGACCCUGCAGCACUGAAAGACAGUCGCAUGGAUAACAUGGUCGCUUACGCUCGUAAGGUCGAAGGGGACAUGUUUGAGUCUGCCAACAGCAGGGAUGAGUAUUACCAUUUACUGGCUGAGAAGAUCUACAAGAUCCAAAAGGAGAUGGAGGAGAAGAGGAGGUCCAGGUGCAACCAGGUUCCACAGCAGCCUGGCCACCAAGCCCUCACACCACCAAGGAUGGGACAGUUUAAUCCUGUCACAAUGCCAGACGUACAGAUGUCUCAGCAAGGAGUAAUGAAUCUCACGAUCACUGAUUAGGCCAACUUCUCAUUAACCCACAUUAAACAAAUAUGUAUAUAACUGCCUGCAUUAAAACCUGUCUGUUAUGAAGCAAAAUAUCUCAUGUUAACUGCAAUAACUUUUGUCAAAGUUGUUCUGGAAAUCUAAACUCCACGAUAAACCUUAAACAUAUUUUAAACAGCAGUGCACAACAUAAAUGAUUUUUGGCAAAAAGUAAUUUAUUUGAAAAAGAAUUAGGGAUUCAUCUUUUUUACGAAGUUACAAAAGUUAGUCAGGAGCAUUGAAUGAUUUUUUUCUUCUUUUGUUAUUUAAUUAACUUUAAAGACUUCAACAGGUUUGGCUUAUUAUAAGAAUGAAUACAAUACAAUGUUUAUUUGUUUAAGACAUACAGUAACCAAUUGUUUACAUUUAUACAUUUAUACAUAUAUUUGGACGUUUAAAAAAAAAAAAUCAGUGGGUAUGAUGUGCAGCGCAUUUUAAAGUUCAAGGCGGCAGUCCAGUGAAACAUGUGAACCUAAUAAUCAUUGUUGUGUAAGAUGCAAAUUAUCCAACCUUUAUAGGACAAACCGGGCCCUAUGCAUAGGCAGUCCUGAUGGGCCCCCCCAAUUUUUUCAUUUUAGUUUUCUAAUCACUACAUGAACAAACUGUAUGAUAAUCAAACAAGACUUGAUUUAGUCUUAUUUUAUUUUACUGAAUGAACAAGACAUUACAUUUUUACAUUACUUAGAACAUCUAUUUUUAUUAUGCUUUGUUACUUUAAGGCAUAAAUGAAAUUUUAAAUAUGCCAUUUUAGUUUUGUAAAUUAACAAAAAGCUCUAUUAAAAUAUAAAAAUAAAAGACAAACAAAACUUG
Paramisgurnus dabryanus is the source of this 1461-nucleotide messenger RNA. RefSeq names its product histone lysine acetyltransferase CREBBP-like. Gene Ontology annotation, cellular component: histone acetyltransferase complex; transcription regulator complex. The record is from RefSeq and is a predicted model, not a curated record. Gene Ontology annotation, biological process: positive regulation of transcription by RNA polymerase II. NCBI's taxonomy places the organism in Eukaryota, Metazoa, Chordata, Actinopteri, Cypriniformes, Cobitidae. Gene Ontology annotation, molecular function: chromatin DNA binding; transcription coactivator activity; histone acetyltransferase activity.